GGGGCAACCCUGGAGCUGCGUCUUGGAGUGUGACCUCCUAGGUUUGGGAAUCUCCCAGUAGUUCCAUCUCAAGUGCUGUGUGUGUGUGUGUGUGUGUGUGUGUGUGUGUGUGUGUGUGUGUGUGUUUAGUUAGCUGGCACGCAACACACUUCCCCAGGGUUGUGUUUCCUUUUUCCUGAGAUUUGGCGAAGGGUAAAGGGUCGGAGUCACAUGGAUACAAAGCAUUUGAUUAAUGUCCAAGUCACCGCUGUGGCUGCCAGAGCCGCCUCCCCUCCAGCCGGGGCCGUGUGAGGCCGGAGCGGCGGGGCCAGGCGCGCAGGUCCCUGGCCUGAGCCCCAUCUCCCGGGAGUUUCCUCCGCAGCGCCCCGCGCCUCCCACGCUGGACCUCCAGCGAGCGCCCCGGCCGGUCCCCGCGCCCCAGCCGAAGCCUCUACCCGGCAUGUAAAGUCGCGCGUCCCUCCUCGGACUUUGCAGAGCCAUCAACUUUCCUUUCCCACCGCGUGGACCGGACCGCGCGCAGCCCUGUCGCCAGCCCGGGGUCCCACCGCCACCAUGAACGACGAGAGCCGCGCGGACGGCCGCGCCGAGAGCGCCAAGGACCUGGAGAAGCAGCUUCGCCUGCGCGUGUGCGUGCUCAGCGAGCUGCAGAAGACCGAGCGGGACUACGUGGGGACCCUGGAGUUCCUGGUGUCGGCAUUCUUACACCGAAUGAACCAGUGGGCAGCAUCAAAAGUUGACAAAAAUGUCUCAGAGGAAACAGUGAAGAUACUGUUCUCAAACAUCGAAGAUAUCCUUGCAGUACAUAAGGAAUUCUUACAAGUUGUGGAAGAAUGCUUACAUCCUGAACCUAGUGCUCAGCAAGAAGUGGGAACUUGCUUUCUUCACUUUAAAGACAAGUUCCGUAUCUAUGAUGAAUAUUGCAGCAACCAUGAAAAGGCACAAAAAUUGCUUCUUGAACUUAACAAAAUUAGAACCAUCCGGACAUUCCUUUUGAACUGCAUGCUGCUUGGAGGACGGAAGAACACAGAUGUCCCCUUGGAAGGGUACUUAGUGACACCAAUACAAAGAAUAUGCAAGUACCCUCUUCUUUUAAAGGAGUUGCUGAAGCGGACUCCAAGGAAACACAGUGACUAUGCAGCGGUGAUGGAAGCCCUCCAAGCCAUGAAAGCCGUCUGUUCCAACAUAAAUGAGGCCAAGAGACAGAUGGAGAAGCUAGAAGUUUUAGAGGAAUGGCAGUCUCACAUAGAAGGCUGGGAGGGGUCCAACAUCACUGAUACCUGCACUGAAAUGCUCAUGUGUGGAGUCCUGCUGAAGAUUUCUUCUGGGAAUAUUCAAGAACGGGUGUUUUUCCUUUUCGAUAAUCUUUUGGUGUACUGCAAAAGAAAACACAGACGGUUGAAGAACAGCAAGACAUCUACAGAUGGACAUCGAUACCUUUUUCGUGGCCGGAUCAAUACUGAGGUGAUGGAGGUGGAGAAUGUGGACGAUGGCACAGCCGACUUCCAUAGCAGUGGACACAUUGUGGUUAAUGGAUGGAAGAUACAUAACACAGCAAAAAACAAGUGGUUUGUGUGUAUGGCAAAAACACCCGAAGAGAAACAUGAAUGGUUAGAAGCUAUUCUGAAAGAAAGAGAAAGACGAAAAAGUUUAAAAUUAGGAAUGGAGCAAGAUACCUGGGUAAUGAUCUCUGAACAGGGUGAGAAACUUUAUAAGAUGAUGUGCAAACAAGGAAAUCUGAUCAAAGACAGAAAAAGAAAACUGACUACGUUCCCUAAAUGCUUUCUUGGAAGCGAAUUUGUGUCGUGGCUGUUGGAAAUUGGAGAGAUUCACAGGCCUGAAGAAGGUGUUCACUUGGGGCAAGCAUUACUAGAAAAUGGAAUUAUACACCAUGUUACUGAUAAACAUCAAUUCAAACCAGAACAGAUGUUAUAUAGGUUUCGUUAUGAUGACGGAACAUUUUAUCCAAGAAAUGAGAUGCAGGAUGUGAUUUCAAAGGGUGUACGAUUAUAUUGCCGUCUUCAUAGUUUAUUUACUCCAGUGAUAAGAGAUAAAGAUUACCAUUUAAGGACCUACAAAUCUGUAGUCAUGGCUAACAAACUGAUAGACUGGUUAAUUGCUCAGGGGGAUUGCCGUACCAGAGAAGAGGCAAUGAUAUUUGGCGUUGGACUCUGUGACAAUGGAUUUAUGCACCAUGUCCUUGAAAAAAGUGAAUUCAAAGACGAACCUCUACUUUUCCGUUUUUUUGCGGAUGAGGAAAUGGAAGGAUCCAAUAUGAAACACCGGCUUAUGAAACAUGAUUUAAAAGUUGUGGAAAAUGUUGUAGCUAAAUCAUUGUUGAUUAAAUCCAAUGAAGGCAGCUAUGGUUUUGGGUUAGAAGACAAAAAUAAAGUUCCAAUAAUUAAGUUGGUAGAAAAAGGGUCUAAUGCUGAGAUGGCUGGCAUGGAAGUUGGGAAAAAAAUUUUCGCUAUUAAUGGUGACCUAGUUUUUAUGAGACCUUUCAAUGAAGUGGACUGCUUCUUGAAGUCGUGCUUAAACAGCAGAAAACCUCUGAGAGUUCUUGUGAGCACAAAGCCACGGGAGACAGUGAAAAUCCCAGAUUCAGCUGAGGGGCUUGGGUUCCAGAUCCGGGGAUAUGGCCCAUCUGUUGUGCAUGCGGUAGGAAGAGGAACUGUGGCUGCAGCAGCUGGUCUUCACCCUGGACAGUGCAUUAUCAAAGUCAACGGGAUCAAUGUCAGCAAAGAGACGCAUGCCAGUGUCAUCGCACAUGUCACCGCCUGCAGGAAAUACAGGCGGCCAAUGAAGCAAGAUUCCAUACAGUGGGUUUAUAACAGCCUUGAGAGCGCUCAAGAAGACCUUCAAAAAUCUAACUCCAAACCCUCUGGAGAUGAAGCAGGCGAUGCUUUUGACUGCAAAGUGGAAGAAGUAAUUGACAAGUUCAACACCAUGGCCAUCAUCGAUGGGAAGAAGGAGCACGUGAGUCUGACAGUGGAUAACGUGCACCUGGAGUACGGGGUCGUGUAUGAGUACGACAGCACCGCCGGGAUCAAGUGCAACGUGGUGGAGAAGAUGAUUGAGCCCAAGGGUUUCUUCAGCCUCACUGCUAAGAUUCUUGAAGCCCUGGCUAAAAGUGAUGAACAUUUUGUACAAAAUUGCACCAGCCUUAACUCUUUACAUGAAGUGAUUCCCACUGACCUUCAGAGUAACUUCAGUACCACUUGCAGUGAAAAAGUUGAGCACAUAUGUCAGAGAAUAUCCAGUUAUAAAAAGUUUUCUCGUGUACUAAAGAACAGAGCCUGGCCCACCUUUAAACAAGCCAAAUCUAAAAUAUCUCCACUGCACAGCAGUGAUUUCUGCCCUACCAACUGCCAUGUGAAUGUGAUGGAAGUUUCUUAUCCCAAAACAUCGACCUCCCUGGGGAGUGCGUUUGGUGUUCAGUUGGAUAAUAGGAAACACAAUGCUCACGAUAAAGAAAACAAAUCUGAGCAAGGGAAGCUGAGCCCCAUGGUGUACAUUCAGCACACCAUCACAACCAUGGCGGCCCCCUCAGGCUUGUCUCUGUCACAGCAGGAGGGGCACGGGCUCCGGCAUCUGUUAAAAGAAGAAGACUUAGAAACCCAAGAUAUCUAUCAGAAACUGCUGGGCAAACUUCAGACCGCACUGAAAGAGGUGGAGAUGUGUGUGUGUCAAAUAGAUGACCUUCUGUCUUCGAUCACGUAUUCUCCUAAAUUGGAACGUAAGACGUCUGAGGGCACAGCACCGCCAGACAGUGACAACGAGAAGGGGGAAAGGAACAGCAAGCGAGUCUGUUUCAAUGUGGCAGGAGACGAGCAGGAAGAUUCAGGCCAUGACACCAUCAGCAACAGAGACUCGUACAGCGACUGCAACAGCAACAGGAAUUCCAUCGCCUCCUUCACAAGCAUUUGCAGCAGCCAGUGCAGCUCGUAUUUUCACAGCGAUGACAUGGACUCAGGUGAUGAACUUCCACUAAGUGUUCGCAUUUCACAUGAAAGACAGGACAAGAUACAUAGUUGCCUUGAGCAUCUUUUCAGCCAGGUGGAUUCGAUUACCAAUCUUCUAAAAGGGCGAGCUGUGGUGAGAGCCUUUGAGCAAACCAAGCACCUUACCCCAGGCCGAGGAUUACAGGAAUUUCAGCAGGAAAUGGAACCAAAGCUGAGUUGUCCAAAAAGGUUAAGGCUUCACAUCAAGCAAGAUCCUUGGAAUCUUCCCAGCAGCGUCCGGAAUCUUGCUCAGAACCUCAGAAAAUUUGUUGAAGAGGUGAAGUGUAGAAUACUUCUGGCACUUCUUGAAUAUUCAGACAGUGAGCCACAGCUCCGAAGAGACGUGGUUUUCUGCCAGAGUCUCGUGGCCACCGUCUGCGCCUUCUCUGAGCAGCUCAUGGCAGCCUUGAACCAGAUGUUUGACAACAGCAGAGAGAACGAGAUGGAGACGUGGGAAGCCAGCAGGCGGUGGCUGGAGCAGAUCGCCAAUGCGGGCAUUCUUUUCCACUUCCAGUCACUUCUGUCACCAAACUUGACAGAUGAACAGGCCAUGCUGGAAGAUACACUGGUCGCACUAUUUGAUUUGGAAAAGGUCUCUUUUUACUUUAAACCAUCAGAAGAGGAACCACUGGUUGCAAACGUCCCUCUCACAUAUCAAGUGGAAGGCAGCCGGCAAGCUCUGAAAGUUUACUUCUUCAUCGAUGGUUAUCACUUUGAACAGCUGCCGCAACGGCUGAAGGAUGGAGGAGGCUUCAAAAUUCACCCUGUGCUUUUUGCUCAAGCACUGGAGAGCAUGGAAGGAUAUUAUUAUAAAGACAACGUUUCAGUGGAAGAAUUUCAAGCUCAAAUAAAUGCAGCCUCAUUGGAAAAGGUCAAACAAUAUAACCAGAAGCUCAGAGCGUUCUACUUGGACAAGUCAAAUUCACCACCCAACUCCACAUCCAAGGCUGCCUACAUUGAUAAGCUCAUGAGGCCUCUCAAUGCCUUGGAUGAACUUUAUCGCCUGGUAGCUUCGUUCAUCAGGUCCAAGCGCACAGCCACCUGCGCGAACACCGCGUGCAGUGCCUCGGGUGUGGGGCUGCUGUCGGUGUCCUCGGAGCUGUGCAGCAGGCUGGGGGCGUGCCACGUCAUCAUGUGCAACAGCGGUGUGCACCGGUGCACCCUGAGCGUGACGGUGGAGCAGGCCAUCAUUCUGGCCAGAAGCCACGGACUGCCUCCUCGCUACAUUAUGCAGGCUACAGACGUGAUGCGGAAGCAGGGAGCAAGAGUUCAGAACACCGCGAAGAAUCUGGGAGUCAGAGACAGAACCCCUCAGUCUGCUCCCAGGCUGUACAAGCUGUGCGAGCCGCCUCCCCCAGUUGGAGAGGAAUGAAGAGAACCUCGAGGAACCAGCGGAGCAGAAGCUUCUGAACACUGGGCAAGACAAAGGACUGGCGGGCUAAACGUUCUCCACGCUAUAAGAAAAAAAGAAUUUUUUCCUCUAAAUCUUUCACCAUGAUAUAAAUAACUAAUGAUCAGCCUGUACUUAGAUACUGCUGCUGGAAAUGGAUAGACCUUCAUUCACAAACUGGUUUCUCUAUGUAUUGACACGAACUACUCAUUUUUAGGGUAAAAUCUGUCCCUGGAAAUUAUGGAAAAAAUGCCAGAGAAAAAGUUUAUUAUCAUGCCUUUUCUACCAUUUAUUGAAAUAAUGUUAUUGCAUUUGGUUUCACCUUCUCCCAAUAGGACCUGUAAUCAUGGGUCUUUCCAUUGAGGAAGCCUGUCACUGAAGAAACAUGGUCGUAUUUUCUCAAUCGCACAGAAACGUUAGAGAAGACACAGCUGGUGUCCUCGGUUCUCAGUUCCUCUGUGUCAGAGAAAGUAGUUUCUAUGUCAAAGGCAAAGAGCUUGCUUUCCUCUUUUGAAGAGUGUCUUUGUCAGUCGGGGAGAAGGGAGCCAUUGAGGUCUCCAGCAAGACCCUCUUCCUCCUGCUUCAGGGUCCUUUGUGCUCCUGGACAGUCCCAGGGGUCCGUGCUGUCCGAGGGUCUUUGAAGUGGGUGUGGCUUUCUUGGGCCAGGUGGGCAGGUGCUGUGUCGGGUGUGGCGGGGUGGGAAGAGGCAGGGACAGAGGGGAUGGGAAGGAAGAUGAGGUUAAAUGAGGGGAAAAAAUGAGUCCAUUUAAAAACUCAACCUUUAACUUAGAAAUAUACUUUCUAAACCUCUUAAUUUUAUUAAGACUUUCUUAUAUGAUGUCAGACUCUAAGAGAAUACACCAUGCCCAGAAUCUUUCUAUCACGGUGUAAGGUAUGAAAGUAAAGCUUUACUUGUUGCAUUUUAAAAGAACUAUUAGAGCCCUGGCUGGUAUAGCUCAGUGGAUUGAGCGUGGGCCUGUGAACCACACGAUUGAGGUUCAAUUCCCAGUCAGGGCACAUGCUUGGGUUGCAGGCCGGUUCCCUGCAGGCCAGUUCCCAGCAGGGGAUGCAAGAAAGGCAACCAUACAUUGAUGUUACUCUCUCUCUCUCCUUCCCCCCUUCCCCUCUAAAGGUAAAUAAAUAAAAAUUAAAAAAAAAAAGAACUAUUAGAGACCUUGGUAAUCCAUGGGAGCACAAGGCAUUUUCUAUGCAUAGUGUUUAUAAUUUCUACAUUGAUAAAGCAACAUUGUUCUUAACAUAGUGAAUAUAAAUACUGAGUUCAAAUCCAUAAUUUUCAAAAUAUUAAAAUGCCCUUAUUGUGACUCUUACAAUUUUAUGAACUUAGACUAAUUUGGUGUGUGAAAUGCUUUUUAUAACUAAAGUAUAUACAAAUCAUUAUUAAAUUUUAAUUUAUAAAAUUUUUUUAUGGUUUUCAAGCUAUCAUUAAAAACCUUCAUCACUAGCAGUUGUGUACUGAGUAACAAAAAUACUGGUUUUAAAUAUGUAUGAAAUAUUUAUAUACUCAAGGUAAUAAUUAUUGUUAUUUGGCACAAAAGAUCUUAAUACUUUUGCAAUAAGUUCAUAUAUACAAUGAAAAAUAAAGAAACUAACAUCAGAGUUUUCAAAAAAAGUUGAAUACUUUGAAUGUAUUAAUCAGAUGACUUUAUCUUAAGUAUCUAUAUUAAGUAUAUCCUUUACUUUUAGGGAUUUUACAUUCUCAAUACUAUCUGCAAGUAAUCCUAAAGUUCCGUGAUAUUAGUAAAUUAUGAUUUUCUUAUACUGAACAUUUGAUUAUAUUCUAUGUAGGGUUGAUAAGUGAGCAAGACUGAUUAACUAGCAGGUACUUUUUGCAUUGUCAUUAGUGUUUGCUAACCACGAUCCUGGAAGUAGUAAUCACUCAGAGGAAUGAAGGGGUCAUUUAAACAUUUGGAUGACACUUUGCUAUGUUUUGGGGGAAAUUAUCUGCUAUGGUGAUAUUUAUAAAUUAAGAUGUUUUUAAAGACCUACACUCUUCAUAAUAUAAUGUUUCUACUAUUAUUUUAAGGGUUAAACACAGUAUAAGCAUAGCAUCUACUUUAGUAAGUGCUUGGCAUUUAUUAAUGCUCCAAAGUUAGUGAUGGCUUACAUUAUCAUCAGUCACUGUCAUGUUUUGUUAUAAUAAACAUUGUAGAAAACACUUCAGUUUUAAUACUAUGUGCCAAGCAAAACAUCCAAGUGCUUUACCGGCACUUUGGUGUUACUGCUUCACUUGUCCCAUAAUGACGACCUGAGGUGGCACUGUCUUCAUAACGCCCUCUCUACAGUUGAGGGCCUUUGCCCAGUGACUGGCUCUACACUAUGAGACUGACAAGUGGUAGGACUGAGAUUUGAACCCAGGAAGUCUGAUUCUCAUUACCAUCAGAACUGUUGUAAUGUUACCAGUUACUUGCUACCAAAGUAGGAGUUACAUGAAGUGUGUUGCCAUUAAAUUAUACAUCUUAUAUUGAGGGAAAAAAGUGAAUGAAAAUAUGUAAAAUACCUUUAAUAUAUGAAAAUCUUAAGAUUGCUGGGACAUUUAACCAUUCUGAAUACACAUUUUAAGGUAACUCAAUGCUGUUGCAGUCUGAAAAAAAUACAUUCCUCAAAUUGAAAGUAACAGUUUUAGGCAUGUUUUGAAAGUCCGGAAUGGUACAUUAUAUAAAAUUUGACUCUGAUUCCCAAGCAGUGGUAACAGGAAUAAAUAUAUGAUUAAUGAAUGAAUGAGACAGUUUUUAAUGCCAUGAUGUACCUCUGUGUGACGCUGGGCGUUUAACUGGCCCUGCGUGUUUAGACCAGGUUCGCCUACAUGCUCACACGCUCCUCUACAACCCGGCACCUGAAGCCAUGCUGAUUUAGCUAGUGGUCCUUCCAUGUUCUGGGUUUGGACAUCCUACCUCUCUCCACCAAAAGGGAAGGUCAUGCAUAGAAGAUUGGGUUCUUAACUUGGGACCUCUUCCAAAUUAUGAGUUAAUGGGUAAUUCCUCAUCAGUACAUCCUAGACACUAUAUUGUAUCUUACAAAGAUUUCUAACAUCACACUUACAAAAUUUAAUAUUAGGUGUAUGAGCGAUUUUAGGGACUAGAAUUUUACAUAUAUUCCCAUUAUUAUUUAAAAAGGGAGAAAAAAGGAAAGAGAAAGUUUUCAUACUCUUUUUCUCUAUAUUGUAUAGUACAGUUUACUUUAGAUUAUAAGCUUCAUUUUAGGAGCCAAUAUCCCAAUCUAAGAAGUCUCAUACUAUUUUCUGUCUCUUUAAAUCACAUUUUUUUCCAGUGGCCACUUGGAUUCAGUUGCAGCAACAAUGUUCAAUCACAACUAGUUUAAAUCCCAUGACACUAUAAUCCAUAGUCGACCUUGAACAACACACUUUUGAACUAUGCAGGCCCACUGACAUGCAGAUUUUUUCAAUAAAUGUGCACAGUGCUGUAAAUAUAUUUUCUCUUUUUUAAUGAUUUUCUUAACAUUUUAUUUUCUCUAGCUUAUCUUAUUGUAAAUAUAUAGUCUAUAAUGCAUAUAACAUACAAAGUGAGCAUUAAUCAACUAUUUAUGUUCUCAGUAAGGCUUCUGGUCAACAGUAAGCUAUUAGUAGUUAGGUUUGGGAGAGUCAGAAUCUAUACAGGGAUUUCUGACUGUGGGGGCUGUGGGGGUGUCUGUCCUUCUGAACCCCCACAUUGUUCAAGGGUCAACUGUAUAUGAUAUUGUAAUGACAUUGGUUCUCAGUCUACUCAUUUAAAUUUUGUGAUAGUUAACUUUAGAAAGAAAUAAAAUUGAUCCUGACACUAACUAUAAAAAAAUGAAGAAAAUAAAUGGGUAAAAAAACCCUGAGGGGUACAUUAAUUUAAGAAAAUGAACUAUUUUCAACCCUCGGGGAACAUACAUUAUAUAAGAAAAAUAAUAUUUAUUAUUGUGAAAGCAUUUUGUUAAGAAUUAGCUACUCCAUGGAUUUGGAAGUAGUAUAUUUGUACUUAAAAACUAAAAUAUUCUUCCAUUACUUUAUGUAGGUCUUUUUCUAUAUAGCACAACUUAAUGAGAUUCCAAGGCAUAUUUUUAUUCACUUGUAUGUUUGAAAACAAUAUUGAAAUUUUAAAUAAAUCACCUUUAAGUCAUUUUACUUUACAUUUUACUUUAAAGGUUAUAUUUUAUGGGUUUUUUUUGUUAGUGGUAUUUACUCAUUUUGAAAUUAACUUUAACAUGUGACUAAAUUAUUUCUGAACUUUCGGAAACUUUAUUUAAAAAAACUUACUUUGAAGUGAAUUGGUGUACUAAAUUAUAGUUUCCUUACUUGCUCCAAGUCAGUAGUAGUUAUUUCAUUAACAUGUACAUAUAUUAACCAACUUGCUGAAUGAAUUUUUAGGUGCCCUGCUAACAUAUAAAGGCAAAGAGCUUUUGAAAUGGUUUAGGAUGAUCUGAACUUGAUUAAGAAAAUAUUCUGUACUCUACUAAUUUUUUGAAGUUUUACAGACAAGCCUCAGACUGUCUGACCCUGCAGGAAGUUGAGGAGGUGGGGGAAAUUUACAAGAGGGGGCUGUGCCAAGCAUGGGCUCGGGCUGACUCCUUCAUAUGUAAUCGCCACAGUUUUCUUAGGUGCUGCCGUUCCAUAAAUGUUGCUGGUUAGGCUUUGGUUUUAGGAAAAUGUUACUGCUUCAAAGGUACCUCGAACAGUGAUCUCAGCAUUCAUACUGCCAAGUUGCAUGUGCGGGAAAGAUUGUUCAAUCGGUGCCUCCUCCAUCUGCUUUUCCACAGACACAUGGCCCGCUUCUCAGGACGGCUGGCCUCUCUCACUGAGAAGAGACACCCGAGGUCUACUAAGUCUACUAAUGUAUAAAAACUGUAUUUUAAAUGCAUUUAUAUGUGCUGCUUUUCAUUUUUUAUAGUAACACAUAGAAAUUAGAUUCUUAUGUCUUGUUUCAUAUGAUGAUAUGAUAGAAGGAGUUGUUCAGUGUAUUGCAUGUCUGUUCUGUAGACAGCAGAACUGUCUCCAUAUAUAGUAAGUGCUCCUGGUAGAGCCUCGUUUUGCUCACCAACAUUAGUUUGCUUCUCAAUCUGGAAUCCAUUUACCUAACUGCUACCCAGAAGUAGCUGAUUAAAUAAAAGUGUUGCAUUUUUAAAUGAUAUCUCUACUAGAAAUAGAAAGCUUUGUAGAGGUAACUUUGGGUGUAAAUAACUGAAUACAUGCCACUCACUUGUGUAUUCAUUCAACAAAUGCAUUUGAGAUCACUGCAGAAGGCAGAGCACCUGGGCUUUCUUUAUGUGUUGGAUGCGUUUGGUUGACACCUUCUCAGUGUCUCUUCUGUGUUAAUGAUGGCCUAUGUUUGUUACUUGAAAUAACAUUAUUUGUAAUGCAAAUCUAUUCUAAUACCAUUGAGGUAUAUAUACUGUAUUAAGUCGAGAACAUUAAGCUGAUAAAAUGCUUUAGAAAACAUACAUUUAAAUUUGAAUACCUAAUGCUUCAAGCAAAUUUAUUAGAGUUUCAGAGGAAUAUAUAUUUUUGUUACUGCUAAGUAAAAUGAGUAGAACAUAGCUUUUGCUUAAAAGUAUUUUUGUAAGUAUUCAUUUACACAGUAUUCAUUAUUUUAAAUCUUAGAAUUGGGCCUAUAAAUAGUAAUUUUUAAAAAUGUAUCCAUAUUUAACAAUGUAUAACAUCCAAAUUAUAAUGACAAAUUUCAUCUGAAGGUGUUAUUCAAGUACUCUGUUCUUUUGCUUGUAAAAUAUUCAUGUAACAUAGUUUCAAUCACUCAGUGUUUUGUGUAUGGUUAAUUUUACCAAAGUGUAUUAUGUAUUUUGUGUCAUUUUUAUUUGCAUAAAAGAUUAGAGUAAUAACAUUGUACCAUAAAUGCCAAUAACAAUAAAGUAUAAUGUAGUGUGACCAUGUCAGCUUCUCUCUACUUAACCAAUUCCUACUCUGUUCUCACCUGUGUAGGAGACAAAACUUCAUGAAAAACAGAUUUUUCACCCUUUAAAAUUUACAGGCUUUAUAAAAGAAAAUUGAAAUAAGUAUGAAACAAAUCUACACAUACAAACCAAGGUGAGUUGUGGGGACAGUAACUCCUAGGAAGGGGUCAGGAAGUGAAUGUUAAUAUUGGCCACAGCAUAGGAAAGCUUCAUAGGAGAUGAGACUUUUG
Messenger RNA from Artibeus jamaicensis (Jamaican fruit-eating bat), 11525 nucleotides. It is a transcript of the gene PREX2, whose product is annotated as phosphatidylinositol-3,4,5-trisphosphate dependent Rac exchange factor 2. Lineage: Eukaryota; Metazoa; Chordata; Mammalia; Chiroptera; Phyllostomidae. The transcript is spliced from 40 exons. Gene Ontology annotation, biological process: intracellular signal transduction. Bases 553 to 5370 code for a protein of 1605 amino acids. The record is from RefSeq and is a predicted model, not a curated record. Gene Ontology annotation, molecular function: protein binding; guanyl-nucleotide exchange factor activity.